This is a messenger RNA of Oncorhynchus gorbuscha (pink salmon), 2245 nucleotides long. RefSeq names its product L-dopachrome tautomerase-like. Gene Ontology annotation, cellular component: melanosome. Gene Ontology annotation, biological process: positive regulation of neuroblast proliferation; developmental pigmentation; melanin biosynthetic process from tyrosine. Lineage: Eukaryota; Metazoa; Chordata; Actinopteri; Salmoniformes; Salmonidae. The record is from RefSeq and is a predicted model, not a curated record. Gene Ontology annotation, molecular function: dopachrome isomerase activity; oxidoreductase activity.
AUGGGAGGCUUUUCUAACGUUCCUGAGACUUACUGGGUCACAGUGUACUUUCUCACAGGCUGUCCCUCGUGAAUUACAUUUAUGACUGUAGCCAAAUGUUGAAUACACAACUGAGGAGCGUUACAAAUGUGAUUCCAUACCCUUAGGGGAAAAUAAUUGAGCACGUAAUUGCUGUGUGGUGGUGUACAAACUGGUUUGUGAGUGGCCAGAAUAGGACAAGAGGUGUUGAAGAUGAUCAAGGCGUUGUUGCUAGGUUUGGUUUGUUUUGUGACAAGGCCCGAUUCUAUGGAGGCUCAGUUUCCUCGAGUCUGCAGCACGGUGGAGGGGAUCGUCUCAAAGCAGUGCUGCCCUGCUCCCGGCUCUGAUCCUGCUAAUGUGUGUGGAACUUUAUCUGGACGAGGAAACUGCUCCGACAUCAGAGUCAGUACCAAACCCUGGGGCGGACCAUAUAGGUUGAGAAAUGUUGAUGAUCGAGAAAGGUGGCCUAUCAAAUUCUUCAAUCGGACAUGCAGGUGCUUUGGUAACUUUGGUGGCUUCGACUGUGGCCAGUGUAAGUUUGGCUGGGCAGGACCAAACUGUGACAUACGUAAAGUACCGGUGGUGAGGAAGAACAUCCACUCUCUGACUCCAGCUGAGCUUCAGGAGUUUCUGGAUGUGUUGGACCGGGCCAAGAGCACCACCCACCCAGACUAUGUCAUCGCCACACAGCACUGGCUGGGCCUGCUGGGGCCCAAUGGAACCCAGCCCCAGUUUGCCAACAUCUCCAUCUACGACUUCUUUGUGUGGCAGCAUUACUAUUCUGUCAGAGACACACUUCUUGGUCCAGGUCGUCCUUUCAAGGCCAUUGACUUCUCCCACAAAGGACCAGCCUUCGUCACCUGGCACAGAUACCACCUUCUCAGUCUGGAGAGAGACCUGCAGAGACUGACUGGCAAUGAGAACUUUGCUGUUCCAUACUGGAACUUUGCCACAGGGCAGACUGAGUGUGACGUCUGUACAGACUCUCUCCUGGGGGGGCGCAACCCAGACAACCCCUCUCUCAUCAGUAACCAGUCCAGGUUCUCCAAUUGGGGAGUGGUGUGCGACAGCCUGGAUGAAUAUAACCGCCUGGUCACUCUCUGUAAUGGGACCAGUGAGGGGAGCAUUAGGAGAGGUCAGCUGGGUGGCGCGAGGACCGACACGAGUCUGCCCACCAUGAAUGAUGUCAGGAGCUGUUUAAACAUCAGCUUUGACAACGCUCCGUUCUACACUAACUCUACCUUCAGCUUCAGGAAUUCUCUUGAAGGCUAUGACAAGCCAGAUGGCGAGGCAGAGCUUGACUCAUCAGUGAACAACCUGCACAACCUGGUCCACUCCUUCCUCAAUGGAACCAGUGCUCUGUCUCACUCUGCAGCCAAUGACCCCAUCUUUCUAGUGCUCCAUGCUUUCACUGAUGCCAUUUUUGAUGAGUGGAUGAGGAAGUCUGUUCCUCCAAACUCCAGUUUCCCCGAUGAGAUGGCCCCCAUUGGUCACAACAGAGAUUACAACAUGGUGCCAUUCUUCCCUCCUGUGACCAAUGAAGAGAUUUACGUUGCGUCUGACCAGCUGGGAUAUUCUUAUGCCAUUGAACUGGAUGCUAUGGACAGUGGAUUUGUGUUUGUGCUGGGGUCCACUCUGGGCGGUGUUUUCCUGGGUCUCCUGGUUCUUCUACUUGUCUUGGUCCUCUACUUGCAGCAGCGCAGGAAGCGUGGCUUUGAACCCCUUAUCAAUGCACAGUUCACCAACAAAAAGUACACAGAGGAAGCCUAAACAGUAUGUACUGUACACGUUGGGUUAAUAUCCUUGUUGCUUCUCAUGUUGAAAUAUAUCUCAGUACUAAAUUACUCGCGCUCUGUCAAACCAGACAUUGUUGAUGGGAAUUUACAGUACAAUGUAUUAGUGAUUUGCUUCUUCUUUUACCUACACUACCCUGUUCUUGUACUGUUUAAACAAUAACAGAGCAUACAGUAGGACAUUUUGUUUAUGUGAAAUGAUUUAAUAAUAUGAUGAUGUAUCCAUUAUUACCUAAGAUUGAAAUUAUCCAGUUUUUGUCCCUAACUGAAGAAUCCAUUAUAAUAAUUAUUAAAAAAAAAUAUUAUGCAAUUUAAAUAACAUUUUCAAAAAUUGCAAAGCUAUUAUUAUCUUUUUAACAAAUAUUUAUUUGCAUGAAAGAGUAACAAAACACAGAUGCAACCAUUUUAAUUGCAUUAAAAAACUGUAAGGCAUA